UGCUUUCAUUGCAAUCACAGGAUGAACAUGAUGGCUAAUAUCCCUAUCAAAUGCGCCAAUUAUGCAAAAUCGCAUGCUGUACACUUUAAUAAAGAAGUUCGACAAGAGCUGUAUAAAGAAAACCCAAGUGAGAGAGAGAGAGAUUCCUCAACAUUAAAGCAAACCCUUUCAUUAUAUUUUUUGGCAAAGAGACAGGGCCACUACUUUCUGCAACCAGAAGCCUUCUUCAUCACUUCAAUCUUACUAUAUUAUGCAAUAUAAAGCCAGUACCAUUACCACCAAGUUCCCAGAGAAAAUGGCUGCAACAGCUCCGGUUGCAAUAGGCACGCGGGGUACAGUAGGAUCACUUGUGAGGAAAGAAAUUGAGUAUUUCUCCAAGUUUGAGAUAGACCGAUGUGCAAGUUCAAGGAAACCUCAAGAGCAGGUGGCUGACAUAGCUUCCAGUAAUGGUCAGUCAAGGCCUAGUUUCUGGUCCUUGACGAUGAGCUGGAAAAGGAAAAAGCGGAGAGGCAGCAGCGGAUUCCUUCCAAGUAUCUGUUCUGCUGUGGAAGUUGCUGACAGCAAUAGGCUCAGUAGGAUUCCUGGGUUCAGUUAUAGAAUCCUGAAGGAUGAUUCGAAGGAUAUGCAGGUUUAGACAAUCUUUUAAAGAGCUGCCACGCUUUCUAGCCUCUCUAAGCCGGUAUGUGAAGCCACUGGACCAUGCUUUUUCUGAUCCUAUAACAUUAGGUCCACAACUUCAAGUGUACUAGAUUCUCUAUAGUCAAAAUUACCUAUCUAUCAGACAUACGUUUAAGGGAAUAUGUCAGACUCGGAGAGGAGCACGGGAUCACGUUGGUAGAUUUCCUGCCAUGUGUUGCUGAUUAGAAUUACUAUUUUCUACGCUUUCUCACCUGCUUGCUUCAUCCAGACAUUACCAUCAUGCAGUAGAGCAUUUCAUAGAUGAUAAUUGGAGCUGCGUAAUGGCAUCCACAGGUUUGAGUUUAUAAGAAUUUGGUGCAUUACAUAUUGUGUGUACCAGAUAAGGAGGUUAACAACAGUCAUUCCUGCUAUUUUCAAACCCCAUCUCAUAAUUUGUAUAGUUCCCUGGAUCAUACCAGACUUUAAUUUUCAAUUAAAAUGUCGUGAAGCACUACAUGUGGAAAGCUUGCUCAAAAAUUGCAGUGUAAGGAGUACUGUUAAAUUAAUUAAAAAAAUAUCUAUGUAAAGUAAAGUUUUA
Messenger RNA from Populus euphratica (Euphrates poplar), 1216 nucleotides. RefSeq lists its product as uncharacterized. The record is from RefSeq and is a predicted model, not a curated record. The coding region runs from base 251 to 634 and encodes 127 amino acids. NCBI's taxonomy places the organism in Eukaryota, Viridiplantae, Streptophyta, Magnoliopsida, Malpighiales, Salicaceae. The transcript has a single exon.